CCAGAGCUGCUGGAGGACCUGUCCGAGAGCCGGGAGUGCGUCAACUGCGGCUCCAUCCAGACGCCGCUGUGGAGGAGGGACGGCACCGGCAACUACCUGUGCAACGCCUGCGGGCUCUACACCAAAAUGAACGGCCUCAGCCGGCCCCUUAUCAAGCCCCAGAAGAGAGUGCCCUCGUCCCGGCGGCUGGGCUUGUCCUGUGCCAACUGCCACACCACGACCACCACCCUGUGGCGCAGGAACGCCGAGGGCGAGCCCGUCUGCAACGCCUGUGGCCUCUACAUGAAGCUCCAUGGGGUUCCCCGACCUCUUGCUAUGAAAAAAGAAGGAAUUCAGACCAGGAAGCGAAAACCUAAGAACAUAAAUAAGUCAAAGGCAUGCUCUGGUAACAGUACUACUGCGGUUCCUAUGACUCCAACAUCGACGUCUUCUACUAACUCAGAUGACUGUAGCAAAACCGCUUCUCCCAGCACACAGACUGCAGCCUCCGGG
Messenger RNA from Balearica regulorum gibbericeps (East African grey crowned-crane), 492 nucleotides. Lineage: Eukaryota; Metazoa; Chordata; Aves; Gruiformes; Gruidae. The record is from RefSeq and is a predicted model, not a curated record.